This is a messenger RNA of Galeopterus variegatus (Sunda flying lemur), 1308 nucleotides long. It is a transcript of the gene CNNM2, whose product is annotated as cyclin M2. Gene Ontology annotation, cellular component: plasma membrane. Gene Ontology annotation, biological process: transport; magnesium ion homeostasis. The transcript is spliced from 2 exons. The coding region runs from base 97 to 1269 and encodes 390 amino acids. The record is from RefSeq and is a predicted model, not a curated record. Gene Ontology annotation, molecular function: magnesium ion transmembrane transporter activity. NCBI's taxonomy places the organism in Eukaryota, Metazoa, Chordata, Mammalia, Dermoptera, Cynocephalidae.
GGCAUCCGCACCUCAGACAUCAUCAUCUUGCCCCACAUCAUUCUCAACCGCCGUACAUCGGGCAUCAUCGAGAUCGAGAUCAAACCGCUGCGCAAGAUGGAGAAGAGCAAGUCCUACUACCUGUGCACCUCGCUCUCCACGCCGGCCCUGGGCGCCGGCGGCCCGGGGUCCGCGGGGGGCACCGUCGGGGGCAAGGGCGGCUCCGGGGUGUCCGGGCUCCCGCCGCCCCCGUGGGCCGAAACCACCUGGAUUUACCACGACGGCGAGGACACCAAGAUGAUUGUGGGCGAGGAGAAGAAGUUCCUGCUGCCCUUCUGGCUGCAGGUGAUCUUCAUUUCGCUGCUGCUGUGCCUGUCGGGCAUGUUCAGCGGCCUCAACCUGGGGCUUAUGGCCCUGGACCCGAUGGAGCUACGCAUCGUGCAGAACUGCGGCACCGAGAAGGAGAAGAAUUACGCCAAGCGCAUCGAGCCCGUGCGCAGGCAGGGCAACUACCUGCUGUGCUCGCUGCUGCUGGGCAACGUGCUGGUCAACACCACGCUCACCAUUCUGCUCGACGACAUCGCCGGCUCCGGCCUCGUGGCCGUGGUGGUCUCCACCAUCGGCAUCGUCAUCUUCGGGGAGAUCGUGCCCCAGGCCAUCUGCUCCCGGCAUGGCCUGGCUGUAGGGGCCAACACCAUCUUCCUCACCAAAUUUUUCAUGAUGAUGACCUUCCCCGCCUCUUACCCGGUCAGCAAGCUGCUGGACUGCGUCCUGGGCCAGGAGAUAGGCACCGUCUAUAACCGGGAAAAACUGCUGGAGAUGCUCCGGGUCACCGACCCCUACAACGACCUCGUUAAGGAAGAAUUGAACAUCAUUCAAGGGGCGCUGGAACUCCGCACCAAGACGGUGGAGGACGUGAUGACUCCCCUCCGGGACUGCUUCAUGAUCACCGGCGAGGCCAUCCUGGACUUUAACACCAUGUCAGAGAUCAUGGAGAGCGGCUACACUCGCAUUCCAGUAUUUGAGGGGGAGCGCUCCAACAUCGUGGACCUGCUCUUUGUCAAAGACUUGGCCUUCGUGGAUCCAGACGACUGUACUCCCCUGAAAACCAUCACCAGAUUUUAUAACCACCCCUUGCACUUUGUUUUCAAUGACACGAAGUUGGACGCUAUGCUGGAAGAAUUUAAGAAAGAACACAAAAAUAAGAAGCCAUCAAUCCAACCAGUACUGAAAAGGAUAGACAAUAAAAGGCAUUCUUUCUUUCAACAUCAUAUAUAUUGGCAAUUCUAGAAUGCCUAUAAAGAGGGAUAGUAGGUGUGGCAGGUUUUG